AUGCCAAAAACAUUUUCAGGAAGUUCUUCUUUGGAUAAUGCACUUGCUGGAUUUGCAGCUGGAGCUACUUCCACAAUUUGUCUGCACCCAUUAGAUUUGGUAAAGACAAGAUUUCAAAUUGACGAUGCAGUAAAAGGAUCAAAUGGAAAACGUUUAGGUGCCACGUUCAACGCUUUAAAAACAAUUUUUGUAAAAAAUAAAUUUAUAGGUCUUUAUCGAGGCAUAUCACCAAGUUUUGUUGGUUCAACUCUAAGUUGGGGGAUAUAUUUUUAUUGGUAUGAUUUAAUUAAACGAAAAAAAGCGAAUGGAGAUAGAUUGACUAAACUUACUGCGAUACAACAUUUAACAUCAUCAGCUGAGGCAGGAUUGAUAACAGCUUUAAUUACAAAUCCACUUUGGGUUGUUAAAACUCGAAUGUGUGCAACGAACAAAUCAGAUCCUGGAGCAUACAAAGGAUUAUUUGGCAUUAUUCCAUCUUUAUUAGGUACAUCUCAUGGUGCCAUACAAUUCAUGAUAUAUGAAGAAAUGAAAAAAUGGAGACUUAAAAUUACACCAGAUAAAGAUAGAGAGAGAUUGGAUAAUUUUGAAUAUCUUUUAAUGUCAGGUUCAUCCAAAGCAUUUGCAAGCAUUACCACAUAUCCAUAUCAGGUUAUACGAGCAAGAUUACAAAAUCAGAAAAACGAAGCGAAAUAUUUAGGUAUAUUCGAUACCAUGAGAAAAAUCUUACGAAAAGAAGGAUUUUUAGGAUUUUACAAAGGACUAGCACCAAAUAUUUUAAAAGUUCUUCCUGGGACAUGUACAACAUUUUUAGUUUAUGAAAACGUGAAUUCAUUUUUCAAAGAACACGCAAGAUAUGAUUAA
This is a messenger RNA of Diversispora eburnea, 861 nucleotides long. The record is from the annotation of a GenBank genome assembly. Lineage: Eukaryota; Fungi; Glomeromycota; Glomeromycetes; Diversisporales; Diversisporaceae.